Molecule: messenger RNA, 986 nt
Organism: Nestor notabilis (Kea)
Lineage: Eukaryota; Metazoa; Chordata; Aves; Psittaciformes; Psittacidae
Product: vasoactive intestinal polypeptide receptor-like
Exons: 9
Coding region: 126-965 (279 amino acids)
Biological process (GO): adenylate cyclase-modulating G protein-coupled receptor signaling pathway; cell surface receptor signaling pathway
Cellular component (GO): plasma membrane
Molecular function (GO): peptide hormone binding; vasoactive intestinal polypeptide receptor activity; G protein-coupled peptide receptor activity
Source: RefSeq, a predicted model, not a curated record
CAUAUUAUUCUGCAUUUUGGCGUGUCUACACUGCUGGCUAUGCAGCAUCAGUGACUUCACUCAUUACAGCUCUAAUUGUCUUUGCUGCCUUCAGAAAAUUCCACUGUACACGGAAUUAUAUCCAUAUGCACCUGUUUGUCUCCUUUAUCCUGAGAGCAAUUGCUGUUUUCACCAAAGAUGCUGUUUUGUUUGCAGAUGAAACUAUGGACCACUGCCUAAUGUCAACGGUUGCUUGUAAGGCUGCUGUGGCAUUCUUCCAGUUCAGUAUUUUAGCCAAUUUCUUCUGGCUUCUUAUAGAAGGGAUUUACCUGCAAACACUGCUUUUGCUGACCUUUGUUUCGGAUAAGCAAUAUGUAUGGUGGUUCGUAUUUACUGGCUGGGGGGCUCCCACUGCUGUGAUAUUUGCUUGGGUCCUCACACGAAUCAACCAACAAAAUACUGGAUGUUGGGAUGAUGACGAGAAUGGAGUAGUGUUAUGGAUCAUCAAAGGUCCCAUUCUGCUAACUGUAUUGAUUAACUUUAUUAUAUUUAUUAAUGUGAUCAGAAUUCUAGUCCACAAAUUGAAAUCUCAAGAGGGAGGAGGGAGCCAUUCAAACCACUUUGUGAGACUUGCUAAAUCUACGUUACUCUUAAUCCCCCUCUUUGGAGUGCACUACAUUGUAUUUGCAUUUUUCCCAGAAAGCACUGGUCUGGAAGCUCGCCUUUAUGUUGAGCUGGGCUUGGGUUCUUUUCAGGGUUUUGUUGUUGCUCUUCUAUAUUGCUUCUCAAAUGCAGAGGUUCAAAGUGAACUGAAGAAACAACUGUGCAAAUGGCAGUAUCAAGAAUACCUGAACUUCACACACAAACACAAAACUUUGUCCAGAGAAAAUAGUCCAGUCAACUACGUCACUCAGUUAUCACUGCUCGAAAAAAACAGCCCAAAAAGGAAAACAUCUGUGUACCAGAAUGGUGUAACUUCUGUCUGAGCUUUUCUAGAAGGAUGAUUU